CUCCCGGGAGGACCAUGCGGGCCCCGGCCGCGUCGCUCGGGCUGCUGCUGGCGCUGAGCGCGCUCCGCUGCGCAGAGAGCACGGGUCGAGGCGUGGCAGACAGUCUGCAGAGGUUCUCUUCGCUGCCUGCCUAUCUCCCAGCCAGCUUCCACGUCUCUGAUGCAGAGGAGGCGUUCUUCCUCAAGGAGGCCAACCAGGACCUCAUGCGCAACGCCAGCCUGCAGGCCGGUCCGCCACACUCUUCAUCCACCGAGCCCAGAGCCCGCCCGCCAUCAACGCCAGCUACGGCCCCUUCUCUGCGGAGAAGACGGUGCCUUGGGACUUCCUGCUCACCCCCACCCCUUUUGGAAAUAUGGAGCGGUUCCCUUUCAACUGGAGGCUCAAAUCCCACAUCCUCGACAGCUCCAUCUUUUCCAACAGACCAAAGUGCAGACACUGUUCUAUGUCACUGGCAUGGGCUGGGAUGACAAUGACCCUGGGGAUGAUCUCCCCUGCGUUAAGAUGUUUGCUUUCCCAGAGGCCAGGGAGGUGGCGGCCAGCUGCCGGCUGCAAGGAGCCCCUGGGCUGUGUGUGGCAGAGCUGGAGCUGUUGCCUGAGUGGUUCAGCUCGGGUCUGGACCUGGAACCCGAGGAGGAGAUCCCGGCGAUACUGGGUGGCACGGCCAUGGAACUCUUCUUUGCUCUUUACCCAGCCAAUGAGGCUGGUCAGUGCCCGCUGGAGGAGGAGGGCAAAUGGGAAAACAACAUCCACUCAGAACAGGAGGAACCUCAGCCGGUGCUCCCUGCCCGGGAGAGGAUCGGCAGUGUGGUGGUCUACCCUACCCAGGACGACCUGCGGUGGUCCUUGGUGAGCCUAGACGACAACGUCGCUCUCUCCAUUCCUCUGAACCUCAUCCGGGAAGGGGACACGGCUACCUUUUUGGUUUCUCUGACCAGUGGCUCCGUGGCAGAACAGUUCACGCUUCGAAUCAAGGCAGCCGCGGGCGUGAAGAUAACGGCAGUGCGGGUGAGCAACGAGAACCAGUGGGCAGUGCAGGAGGACAUUGAGCAGGAUGGUACCCAGACCACGGCAGCCCUGGCCUGCGUGGGACACCACCUGGAGAAACAGAGCAGGGCAAAUGGCUCCUACUAUGAGAUUCUGCAAGUGGACUUCGGCGUUGACAACAGCAGUGGCCUGGCUGGGGCCCAGCAAAUCACCUGGCAGGUGGAAUACCCCGUGGAAGACUCCAUGAGCGAGCUCUUCGUCUCUGAGAUCUUCAUCAGCCAGACAACCUUUGUGGGCAUCGUCCCUCUUGCCAUGGUAAGAAACCAGAGCUCGUGACGAUGAGCCAUGAAGAAACUUCCUUUGCGUAUUUUUUCCUUUGUUAUCUUCGUGGACGUACGUAUGUGGGUAUGCCUGUGUGUGCAUACACGUGGAUUCCCUUGACUCAUACCAGGAUUAUCCAUCAUUGUUCUUCCAUCUUAGGAGUCAGGGUCUUCCAAUCAAACACAGAACUUGCUGAUAAUAUCCAGUUUCUUGAGCCAGUUUGCUCUGGGGAACCCCCCUGUCUCUGCCUUCCCAGCCUAGAACCACUCUUGGGUCACCUCACCCACCAGGUACUUGCGUGGGUACCCGGGGAUUUGAGCUCCAGUCCACACAUGUACAGGACAAGCACUUUAACCACGUAGCCAUGCCCGGGCGCCUCCUCUUAAUACUUAAAUCACUCAAAGAAGCAUGGAGUGUCUUUGAGCCUAUCAUCCCUCACACACUUGGUGUGCACUAUUUGAAUGAGGGAAAUAUACUUAAACAGUGUUUUAUUUACCUGCUUUCCAUAAGGGCUCCUGGGGAGCCAUUUAGGAUUUACUGUAUCAAUCUCUUUUCAUCUGUGGUAUUGCCAAGUGGCUCCCGGGGACCCCUUGUCUUUCAUUGCUUCCAUCUGUGUUCAUAUCAGGUCCAAGUGUUAUACUUGGGGAAGACGGUUUCACUGAAGUGUGUCGUGAGUGUGUGCAGGGGACGGAGGAUCCAGAGGCCCAGGAACCAGCCCCUCGUCACUUGGCACUGCCCUGAGCACCCCCAGGUGGCCCGGGGAUUGGCAACAUUUAAAAUGCAGAUGGACUAAAAGAGCCUUGUUGGGAACAGACCGGCUGAAACUGGACAGGGUCCCAGUGCCCAUUAAACUGCCCACAUGUCUGCCCUGUUGGCAUGGCAGGGAUGGCAUUUCUUCCUCUGAGUGUGUCUGGGACCCCGUUCAUAUAAGGCUCAGGAGCCACAGUUGAGAA
Molecule: messenger RNA, 2258 nt
Organism: Peromyscus leucopus (white-footed mouse)
Lineage: Eukaryota; Metazoa; Chordata; Mammalia; Rodentia; Cricetidae
Product: transmembrane protein 132B-like
Exons: 4
Coding region: 160-1320 (386 amino acids)
Source: RefSeq, a predicted model, not a curated record